Molecule: messenger RNA, 915 nt
Organism: Parastagonospora nodorum SN15
Lineage: Eukaryota; Fungi; Ascomycota; Dothideomycetes; Pleosporales; Phaeosphaeriaceae
Exons: 1
Coding region: 1-915 (304 amino acids)
Biological process (GO): regulation of cyclin-dependent protein serine/threonine kinase activity
Cellular component (GO): cyclin-dependent protein kinase holoenzyme complex; nucleus
Molecular function (GO): cyclin-dependent protein serine/threonine kinase regulator activity; protein kinase binding
Source: RefSeq, a predicted model, not a curated record
AUGGAUCCUCCCUCCUCGGACCCUCCCUCAAACCCACCCUCGGCGCCAAAUCCUGCAGGUGACGCGGGUGUGCUCCCGGAAUUUUCCAGCCUGUGUCUUCAAGAUGCACCAUCACCACCGGCAGAGGACGACAAUAUGGACGUUGUCAAUAUGUCAAGAGAGACGGCCAUGAAACUCAUUGUACGUUCCGUAGUCGCAAUAGCAAACUCUGCCGGUGACGUACCGGCAACACCACCGCUUUCUCGACCCCAAACACCUUCUGGGAAAGAGAAUUUUGCGGCUCUCAAGGGUCAUCGGCGCACAGCAUCAAGGCCGGCGACGCCUAUCCCUGCCGAUAGACAGAAGCACCAGCCCACCCAGCUGGAUCCUCCAGAAGCGAGCCAUGACGAACCGACCAUCACUCACGAUGUGGGCGCAGGAGCUCAGCCAGAAUCUGUCCAGCGGCUCAAUAUGGCGCGAAAGUUCUUCUCGAAAACGGUACCAAAAGUCGGCGUGGAAGAGUACAUAAACCGCAUUCAAAAGUUCUGUCCGCUCUCAACCGCUGUGUGGCUAGCAGCAGGAUCUUACAUUCUACGUCUAUGCGUCGUUGAUAGGAGUGUCCCGCUCACAUACCGCACGAUGCACCGCCUAAUACUAGCGUGCGCUCUGGUAGCUAUGAAGGCACUGGAAGACCACCGAUGGCCCCAAAAGCGCUUCGCAGCUGUCGGCGGCGUAGACGAGGCUGCACUCAGUCGACUGGAGCUCUGCGUGGAAUUCCUACUUUCGUUCGACGUCCAAAUUUUCACGCCAGAGAAGUUGAGGGAUCUGACAUUACAAUUACAAAGAGCAGGACAGGCAGCGACGAUGACGACUAGGCUACCGUCGUCGUUUAACUUGAGCAUGUCAAAUCCGAAGAUGCGACAUGUUCAGGUCUGA